Molecule: messenger RNA, 9072 nt
Organism: Dictyostelium purpureum
Lineage: Eukaryota; Evosea; Eumycetozoa; Dictyosteliales; Dictyosteliaceae
Gene: pats1
Exons: 5
Coding region: 1-9072 (3023 amino acids)
Biological process (GO): protein phosphorylation
Molecular function (GO): GTP binding; protein kinase activity; ATP binding
Source: RefSeq, a predicted model, not a curated record
AUGGAAAUUUUAAAUUUAUCGGUAGAAUUUCACGUACCGGAUGGUGGCACUUUAAAAAAGAUUGUUAGGGUCGAUAACUCGACCAAGGUUGGUGAUAUGGCACGUUUACUUUUGGAUAAGUUUGGUAGAUCAGAGUUUGACCCAUCACAAUUUCAAUUAAUAGUCCCAACCAAAUCAUCAAAUAUUCAGUAUACAGCUUUAUCAGAUUUAAAUAAAUCGUUAUCAAGUUACAAUAUUAAAAAUAAUGAUGAUUUAAUUUUAAAGAAAAGACAAAAGAAAUCAAAUCCAACAAGUGCAAAAUUAGCAUCAAAAAAGAAACCCGAAAGUAUUUUUAAAACAUUAUUUUCAAUGUCAACACUUGAAAUGAAAUUAGGCGAUAAUGAUAAAGUUACCCCAGAAAUUACCGAAGUCGAAAAUCAAAUUGACGAUUUAACAAUUUUAUUUAAAUCAUUUGAAUAUUUAAAUAAUUAUUUUAAUCAACACAAAGAAAUUAACGAUAUUUUAAUAAUAUUUCAAUAUAGCGGCAGCGAACAAGAAAUAUCAGAAUUGGUAAAAUCCACUCUUUCAAACCAAACAUCAUCAUCGUAUGACAGUGUCGAUAUAACACAAUAUCAAAAAAAUCCAAAAAUUUUAGGUAGCUUUAUUUUAUCAUUAUUACAAGUUAUAUUUUCACAAAAUUCAUCAUACUCUCUGUACACUACAUAUUUAAAAUCGACAACAUCAGCAGUCACAACCUCCACAGAUACUAGAUCAACAUAUUUUUACGAAAUACCAAUCAAAAAUAGAAUUAUUUUAAAACAUAUCAUGCUAUUCAAAUCUAUAGAGGCUUUAUCAAAUAUUAUUGGUCCAUUCAUAUUGGGAAAUGUUUUAUUAGAUCCACCACCACAAACAAAUUCACCAGCUUUAUUAGGUGUAAAUAAUCUACAACAAACAAAUAUUAUAACGGCGAGCGGCAGUAAUUUAGAAAAUAGUAAUAAUAGUUUAACCAACUCAAUCGGGGGUGAUGAAAGUCCUGAUUUUACUUUAAAUAUGAUGAGUGGAAGUGUCGGCGGCGUAAAAAGAGAAAAUAGUGGUAGUUCAUUGUUAAAUAUAGGUUCGAUUGGUGGUACACUAAAUCAUUUAAGAAAUCAAAGUAAUGAUAAUAAUAAUGGCAGUAAUAAUAAUACCAAUAAUAGUAAUAAUAAUAAUAACAAAGACUCAAAUAGAAUACUAAGCCAAACCGAAAGUUUACUUUGUAAAAAGGUAGCAAGUGAUUUAAUUCAAAAUAUACCUUUAUAUUUAUUAUUUUCACAUUUUAAAAUAUCACAAUUAGAUGGUGAAAAGGUCUUAUUCUCAUCAGAGAAUAUUUAUUGUAUAGAUAAAUGUAAUUUUCCUCCAAACAAAGCUUAUCUUGGCGAAAUAUGGGUUACAAAUUUUAGAAUCAUUUUUGUAAAUUCAAAAGAUAACCAAACUUGUCAAAUACCAAGUUCAACAUCAUCAAAUUCAAUUUCAUCUUUAGCUUCAACCCAAAAUAUAAGUAUACUGUCUUUAAUGUCACAAUUAAAUAAUAGUCAUCACAAUCAAUCUUUUAAUUCAAGUAGCAAUAGUGUCAAUAAUACAUCAUUAAAUAAUAUAAACAAUGUAAACAACAACAACAACAACAACAACAAUAAUAUAAAUAAUAGUAGUGGUAAUAUAAAUACCAAUGGUUCUAGUAAUAAUAGUAGUACACCAUCAUCAUCCACAUCGAAUACACCAAUACCAACUUCACCAAUUCAAACUAGUGGUAGUUUUUCAAGUUCAAAUAAUUUAUUAGCAAAUGUAAAUAAUAGUAGUUCGAAUAAUUUAUUAGGUUUAACAAAUAAUAAUAGCAUGAACUCGAGUAUUAAUUCCAGUAUGAAUAAUUUCAAUAAUAAUAGUUACUAUAGUGGAGGUAAUAAAUUAUCAACACUCGAUAACACCGAAAUACCUUUAUCAAUGAUCUAUAAAUGGAAAUCCAUCAAAACGGGUCAACUUUACGAUUCUUUCAAGAUAUACUGUAAAGAUUUUCGUUGUAAAAUUAUUGGUUUCCCAAGCAGCUCUCCUUACCUAUCAAGAUUUAGAGAUUUAUUAACCAAAUGUUCAAUUCCAACCUUAGAUACCAUUUUUGCAUAUGGUAGUAAAGAGAAUAGCUUUUCAAAUACAGAGUGUUUCCCAGAUACUGAGUUGUUAAAAGAAUAUAAUAGAAUAGGCGUAUCAUGGGACCAUUGGAGAACUACAACCAUUUCAAAAGUUUGUGAAAGUUACCCAACUCUUUCUGUUGUUCCAAAAUCAAUUAGUGAUAAUGUUGUAGUAACUUCAGCAUAUUAUCGUAGCUUUGGUUUUCCAGUUUUAGCUUGGUCUCAUCCAACUCAAAAAUCAAGUAUCACCCGUGCUAUUUCACCAGAUGAUCAAAAUAAAAAUAGUAGUAAUUAUUUAUUAAGUCCAAACUCUCCAAAUAGAAAUUCUUUUGGUACCUCUGGAGGUAAUAAUGGUAGCACUUCAAAUUUAUCAAAUAAUAAUAAUAAUGGUUUAAAUAGUGAUAAAAGUGGAAACAACAUGAAUGUUAAUCAAAUAGGUCAACAUUCGCUGUCGCAACCAAUUUUACAAUCACAACAAUCCUCCAUUGAUAUUAAAAACAAUAGUUAUUCUUCAUCCAAUUCAUUAUCUUCAAAUGUAAAUAGUUCAGGGGGUAUUGUUCACAGUGGUUCAAAUAAUAAUGUAUCAUUAGUUUCACCAGUAGCCUCACCAAGAUUCCAUCAAACCAUUAGUUCAUCAUCAAUACCUCAAGUUUGUCAAGAGGAUAUUGAUUUCUUAAAGGCCAUUUUGGAUAUUAAAAGUAGUAAUAUGUUAAAUGUAUUUGAUACAGGAAAAAAUGGAAGUUAUUCAUCAACAAUGAUUGGUUGUCAAAUUGAAUUCCUUAAUCUUUUAGCACCAUCAAAAGUUAAAGAAAGAUUUAAUAAACUUUUACAUCUUCAUCUUUACCAUCCAGACUCUGAGUGGAGUGAAACUAUUAGAUUCUCUUGGUUGGAUUCCUUAAAGCCAAUAUUAUCAGCUGCUAUUAAUAUAGCGAUGCAUGUUGAUCAAGGUAGAUCAGUCUUAAUUCAAAAUUCAGGUGGUCCAGAUUUAGAUCUUUUAUUAUCAUCUCUUUCUCAAUUACUUUUAGAUCCAUUUUACAGAACAUUGGAUGGUUUCAGAGUAUUACUCGAAAAAGAAUGGUUGUCCUAUGGUUACCCAUUUUCAAAGCGUUGUCAUCUUAAAGGUAAUGAUGAUUCAUUCUCACCAAUUUUUAUGCAAUUUGUUUUUAUUGUUUGGCAAAUUUGGAAAGAGUUUCCAUCAAGCUUCCAAUUUAAUGAAUAUUAUCUCUUAAUAUUAUUGGAUAAUGUUUACAAUAGUAGAUUUGGUACAUUUUUAUGUAACAAUAUUAAAGAAAGACUCGAGAAUAAUGUUUACACCCAAACCAAAUCAUUCUGGUCUUUCCAAAGCCAAAACCAAGAAAGAUUCACAAAUUCAUUUUACAAAUUAAAGAAUAGCAGAGAUCCAUUGCCUCCAGUUCAACACCUCAAGUGUCAACGUGUAUUUCAAGAUACUAUGUGGAACGAAUAUUUCUAUCGUUAUUGUUACAAAUCAUCAUUGGCUAUAGAACAGUUUGAGGAUCGUAUUAAAAGUGCUUUACUCGAUGUUGAAAUGACAGUUAAUAAUGCAAUUUCAGCACCAGCCUCAAUAUUAUUACCUGGCUUGGAAAGUUUAGAUUUAUCUGGUCUUAGACUCUACUAUUUACCAUCGACCUAUGACUCAACUUUAUAUCACCUAACCGGCUUGAAACAAUUAAAUCUCUCAAAAAACAAUUUAAACUCUAUAACAUGCAGUCUUUCAAGUUUAGUAAAUUUAGAGCGUUUAUCACUUGAAGAAAACCAUAUAACAAAUUUCCCAAUUGAAACUAUCCAACUGCUCUCUCAAAAACUUUUUUCUUUGAAGGAAUUAAACUUAUCAUCGAAUCAAUUAAUAGAUUUACCAAACGAAUUCUCAUUAUUUAAAAAACUACAAAAGCUUUCCCUUAAAAAUAAUAGAUUCUCUACAAUCCCAGAAGUUAUCAACCAUUUGGAAAAUUUGGAAGAAUUAGAUUUAUCAGAGUUAGACCUUUCAACCAACCAAGUAGAUAAUGGAAUUCCAACUAAAUUAACAAAUCUUAAAAUUCUCUUAUUAAAUCAAACCCACAUCACCGAAUUACCAAAGGAAAUUGGUGAUCUUAGAAGCUUAGAAAGAUUAGAAUUGGAUUUUAAUACUCUUACCAAUUUACCACACUCUUUUAGAAAUCUAUUAAAACUUGAAGAUCUUUCAUUAGGUUUUAAUACUUUUGUUGAAGUUCCAAGAGAAAUUUGUUUCCUUGUCAACUUAAAACGUUUAAUAUUCGAGGGCAAUCAAUUACAAUUCUUACCAAAUGAAAUUAGUCAACUAACCAAAUUGCAAAUCUUGAACCUGCGUCAAAAUAAACUUGAUACAUUACCAGCAAGUAUCGGUCAGCUCAUAAAUUUAACUAGUUUAAAUCUUCAUAACAAUCAAUUGGUUGCAUUACGUCCAACUAUGGGUUUAUUGGUUAAUUUAAAUGAACUUAAAUUAGAUGGCAAUCGUCUUAAAACUCCUCCACCAGAAAUUGUAAUUCAAGGUUUAAAAUCAAUUUUACUUUACUUAAAAGAUUUAAUUAAAGGUCAAGAGCAAUGUUAUAAAAUGAAGCUGAUGAUUGUUGGUCAAGAAAAUGUUGGUAAAACUACUUUAUUAAAGACAUUAAAAGAUAAAAAAAAGAAAGCAGCAGGUGGACCAAAUAUUUCAACUGAUGGUAUUGCAAUUGAUAAUUGGGUUUUCUCUAGUAUAUUCGAAGAGAUAGAUGAUAACAAUCGUAUGGUUAAAAAGAAACAAGAUAUUACUCUUAGUAUAUGGGAUUUUGCAGGCCAAGAAAUUUAUUAUACAACUCAUCAAUUUUUCCUCUCUGAAAGAAGUGUAUAUAUUGUAGCCUGGAAUUGCGCAUUAGCCGAAGAAGAAUCAAGAGUAGAGUUUUGGCUUCAAUCAAUCACUACUCGUGCCAAGGAUGCACCAAUUAUUAUUGUUGGUACACAUUUAGACGAUGUUAAUAGAACUACCGCCAAAAUGCAAAAGAGACGUAUGAAAGAGAAAUACAUGAACCGUUUCCAUAAUAUCAAAGCUAUUAAAUUAGUCAGUUGCACAAGUGGUAAAGGUAUUACAAGUCUUCGUGAAAAAUUAGAGGCAUUGGUUCAAUCGCAAUCAAAUAUGGGUGAAUCGUUACCAAGAUCUUACAUGCUAUUAGAAAAUCUUGUUAAAGAGGAAACUAAAAAACGUAUUAUACCAACUAUUCCAUGGAAUGAAUUUAUUCAAAUGGGUACAAUUUGCACAAUUACAGAUGAAGCAGAAUUACUUAGAGCCACAAUGUUUUUACACCAAUUGGGUUCAUUAGUGUAUUUCCCAAAAGAGCCUGGUCUUAAACAAUUUGUUAUUCUUGAUCCACAAUGGAUUACAACUAUGCUCUCGUCAAUUAUUACAACCAAACACUCAUAUGCCAAAGAUGGUAUUUUAAUGCACAAGAGUCUUAAGCAAAUUUGGAGACCACCACAAUAUCCAAAUAAUCUCCAUCCACAUUUAAUUUCACUCUUGGAAAAGUUUGAAAUCUCUUAUAAUCUUUCACAUGACAAUAACUCAUUCGAAACAGGAAUGAGUUUAAUUCCAUCAUUAUUACUCAAUGAUCGUCCUGCUAUAUUCCCAUCUCUUUGGGGUCCAUUUAAUUCAAACAUUCAACAGUUUGGCAGAGUUUAUCAGUUCGAAUUUGUACCAAAUGGUUUCUUUUCACGUUUAAUGGUUAGAAUUUUAAAUUUUGCUCGUGUCAAAGCCAAAUGUUAUUGGAAGAAUGGUAUGAUUUUGCAAUAUGACGAAGAAACCAUCUUUUUAGAAAUGAACAACGCAAAGAAAACUCUCUCAUUUACUGUUAGAGGCGGAGUUAAUUCCACAACUUUAUCUCGUGACGUUAUCGAAACAAUUCAAUCAUUAUUGGAUGAUUCUUUCCAAUUAGCAACAUUUGUUUAUGUACCAUGCUUCCAUUGUAUAUUUUUAUCAUUACCCCAAACUUAUUAUUUCCCAUUAGAAGUUUGUGAAAAUGCCGCUGUAAAAGGUACUGGUUAUCUCAAAUGUCUUACCUACGAUGCCAAUGUCAGAACCGAUUUGUUAGUUCCCGAUCUAGUAAUGUCAAAUUUCACUGGUGCCAAAAUUCCAUUUGACCAAUUAAAGAUUGAAGAAAUGAUAGGUGAAGGUGGUGCUGCUCUUGUAUAUCGUGCAAAAUGGCAAGAUCAAACCGUUGCUGUUAAAAAAUUAAAAACUAUAGAAAAUUUAGAUUCUCCAAUCGAAAUUAACGAUAUUUCACUCUCCAAAGCUUUCAAUGAAUUCCGUAGAGAAUGCUGGGUAAUGUCAGAGCUCGAGCAUCCAAACAUUGUGCAAUUAAAAGGUUUAUGUUUAGACCCACUUUGUAUUGUUACAGAAUAUUUACCAUGUGGUAACCUUUAUAGCUUCCUUCAUAAACCUGAAUUCGAAGCAAGUUGGCUUUUUAGAUUAAAAGUUGCAUUGGAUGUUAGUAGUGGUAUGGCCUUUCUUCAUUGCAGUACUCCACCAAUCAUUCAUAGAGAUUUAAAAUCACCAAAUAUUCUUUUAGCCUCCAUAGAUGAAAAUUCACCAACAUUAGCUAAAGUUGUAGAUUUUGGUUUGUCAGGUCUUCAACAUACCAUUACAAAUAGAGGUGUUGAAAAUCCAUUAUGGCUAGCUCCAGAGAUUUUAAACAAGACUAAAGAAGCCUCUACCCAAACUGAUGUAUAUGCAUUUGGUGUUAUCCUUUGGGAAUUGGUAACAAGAAAAGAUUAUUUUGGUGAAAUUGGUUUCAUGACAUUAAUAGAAGAGAAGGUUAUUGCAGGGGAACGUCCAGAAAUCCCAUCAGAUUGUCCUGAACUUUAUGCUAAAUUAAUUAGAGAUUGCUGGCAAAAUGAUGCAUCUUUAAGACCAAAAUUCACAGAAAUUGAAGAUAGAUUAAUUAAAAUAGCAGAAUCAAUGUUCCCAGAUUUACACUUUUCUAGUAUUUACCAAAUUCAUUCUGAUCCAACAUCCCCACAAUUCCAACAUAAUCAACAACACCAAUUAAAAUCAUUAAAUUUAUCAUCGCUCGACCAAAAUCCAAUCGAUAAUGAAAUUCUUUCGCCAUCAAGCAGCAAUUUUUCAAUGUUAAAUACACCAAAAGAUAACCAAAGCGAUAUUAGUGGUCCAAUUUCAGCAAGUCACAAAAGACAAUUAUCAAGUGACAGUACCGGCAGUUAUCGUAAUAAUAGAUCAACUCAUGAUACAAUCAGUCAUUCCACAAGCAUUGCAUCAGAUUUAAUCGAUAUUGAUAAUACUCUUACAGCUCCUAUUACACCAAGAAAUAGAUCCAAAACCAAUGAAGAUGCAAUUAUAUCUAGUAUUAAAUUAACAGAUUCGCCAGCAUCAUUAGAGGGUAAUGGCAAUAAACCACAAUCCGCACGUUACCAUCACCAUAAUCACCAGCAUAACCACUAUCCAAUACAGCACUCACAAUCUCAACAAUCGAUCGACAUGGCUUCAUUAAUUGAUGCUUUACCAAGUUUAAAUAAUAAUAGUGGUAGUAGCAGCGGCGUAAACUCACCUAACCAAACCUCAUCAUCAACUCCAGCAGGUAAAAAAGUUAUGUACAUGUCAAAUAAUAGAAGAGGUUCAAUUUCGAUUCAACCAUUCCACAAUGAAUUUAAUAGGGAACUACUUCCUAAUCAAGGUACCAUACAAUGUUUAAUCAAAAUUUCAAAUAGUUCGGUGUGGGCCGGUACAGGUAAUGGCUUUAUUUCGACAUGGAAGAUCGAAGGUCCAGAGAAAUACAUCCAAAGAAUUUUCGAAGCCAACAAAGAUAAAAAACGUAUUCAUUGUUUAUAUCCAUACAUGAAUACUGUUUGGUGUGGUUCUGCCGAUGAUACAAUUACUGUAUGGGAUAGUGACACUCUCCAAAAAAUUAAAACCUAUCCAGUCCAGGGUCCAACAUGUAUCACCAGAGUUGGAAAUACUAUGUGGGUCGGUACUACCGUAAAUACUAUUCAUAUUUAUGAUUUAAAAAAGAAAACAAAGUAUAAAGGUAAAAUCUCAUUAGAUGGUCCAAUUGAAUGUCUUUUAAGAAGAGAUCAAGAAGUUUGGGUUGCAGUUUUUGGUAAUAUUGCUAGAGUCGAUAUCAAUUCAUUUAGAGUUGUUCAAAUGAUUAAAGCUCAUGAUAAAGCAAUUCAUGCCAUGAUCGAAGUAGAUGGACAAGUUUGGACCUCUUCGUCGGAUGCAUCAAUUAAAAUUUGGAACUCCUCAUGUCAAUUAGUACAAUCAAUACCUAACGCCCACAGUAGUAGAAUUUUCACUCUAGAGUUGGUUGGUGACUUUGUUUGGUCUGGAUCAUGGGAUACAACUAUCAAAAUUUGGUCCAGUAAAGAUUAUCAUAUGGUUAGUGAAAAUUCAGGUAAACAUAAAGACGCUAUUAGUAGCUUUGUAUAUAUUUCAAAUGAUCAGCUUUCAACAUCACAACAACCAAAUCAACAACAACAACAAUCACCACAACAACCAAAUAUACCUAGACAAGUUUGGUCAGGUUCUUGGGAUUCAUCAAUAUGUGUUUGGACAUUACCAAAUGAUUAUAUUAGCGCAGGUGGAAGAAAUAACACACUUUAUUCUUCAGAUAAUAGUGUAAAUAAUAGUAUCAGUAUUCAUAGUAGCAACGGUAGUGUUAUUAACAGCCCAAAUUUCCCUCCAUCACUUCCACAUAAUCCAUCAUCAUCCUCAAUAUCAUCAACAACAUCAACAAACUCUACAACAACAACAACAACAAAUAAUAACAACUUAAGCACAAUUCACGAAACAUCACCACCAUUAUCAUCAACCCCUCCACAUGGUUCAGCAACAAUAGGUCCAGCUACCAGAUCUCAAUUAGCUAGAAGAACUGUAUCUUUUGUUUUUGAUAAGUUUAAUAAAAAUAAAAAUAACUAA